Messenger RNA from Apus apus (common swift), 1628 nucleotides. RefSeq names its product ankyrin repeat family A member 2 (gene ANKRA2). Gene Ontology annotation, molecular function: protein binding. The record is from RefSeq and is a predicted model, not a curated record. Gene Ontology annotation, biological process: regulation of gene expression. Bases 415 to 1356 code for a protein of 313 amino acids. The transcript is spliced from 9 exons. NCBI's taxonomy places the organism in Eukaryota, Metazoa, Chordata, Aves, Apodiformes, Apodidae. Gene Ontology annotation, cellular component: nucleus.
CCGCGCUGCGGCGUCACCGCGCGCUUCCGGCGGGGCCCGGGUGCGGCGGCGCGGCCCGAGGGUGCUCCCGGCGUCCCUGGAGGGCGGCGGCGGCGGCUCCUCCUCGCCUCGGGCCAUUUUUGCGGAGCCGACGGGCUGCAGCGCGGGGCGAGGACUCCGGGCGUGCCCGUGGCUGUCGGGCCGCCCCACCUGCCGCAGAGCCCGGCCUGGCCUUCGGCUUCCUGCGACCCUGGCAAAGCGCCCCUGUGUUCUGGGGUGGUUUGUUGUCGCCGAUUUAGCAGAUAAUUUAUUGUUUUCCUGCGUGUAUGUUGCAGGUCUUUGAAACAUCUGGAUCUCUUUACACACAGCCAGAGCUGCACUUGGCUGGAAACUAUGAAGAAAUAUUGUGCAUAAAACUUUGACAGGACCAAGAACAUGGCAUCUUCAACAAACUUGGAUGCUGGGGCCCAGUUAAUUUUAGAAGAAUGUCCCACUAGCUACAGCCUUCCGCCCAUGCCGGACAUUAAAGUGGAGCACCAGCUUGACUCUAGCACAGAGGAAGGCCCAGCUCAGAGUGUUGCCAUGGGGAUGAAAUUCAUUUUGCCUAAUAGAUUUGAUAUGAAUGUCUGCUCACGAUUUGUGAAAUCUUUGAAUGAGGAGGACAGUAAAAAUAUUCAAGACCAAGUCAACUCUGACCUUGAAGUGGCAUCUGUCUUAUUUAAAGCUGAAUGCAACAUCCACACUUCUCCUUCCCCUGGCAUCCAAGUAAGACAUGUUUAUACUCCAUCAACUACUAAGCAUUUCUCACCAAUAAAACAAUCAACUACACUAACUAACAAACACAGAGGAAAUGAAGUUUCUACAACACCUCUGCUUGUAAACUCAUUAUCAGUUCAUCAGCUGGCUGCUCAGGGAGAAAUGUUGUAUCUGGCCACACGUAUUGAACAAGAAAAUGUAAUCAAUCAUAAGGAUGAAGAAGGAUUUACCCCUCUGAUGUGGGCUGCAGCUCAUGGGCAGAUAGCAAUAGUGGAAUUUCUCCUCCAGAAUGGUGCAGAUCCUCAGAUUUUGGGGAAGGGGCGAGAAAGUGCCCUCUCACUGGCUUGCAGUAAAGGAUACACAGAUAUUGUCAAAAUGCUGCUUGACUGUGGAGUUGAUGUCAAUGAAUAUGACUGGAAUGGAGGCACACCUCUACUAUAUGCAGUACAUGGGAACCAUGUGAAAUGUGUGAAAAUACUCCUUGAAAGUGGUGCUGAUCCAACUAUCGAAACAGAUGCUGGCUAUAAUUCUAUGGAUUUGGCUGUAGCCUUGGGCUAUCGUAGUGUUCAACAGGUUAUUGAGUCUCAUUUAUUAAGGCUACUUCAAAAUAUCAAGGAAUAAUGGUUGGCUCUUCUGCGGGUGUCCAUUCUUCACUUGGAGAUUUGAACUGCUUUUUAGCCCUGUAAUCAGUGACAAAAAUUGGUUGUUUUGUUAACUUUAUCUCUGUUCAAGUAUUUGCUGGUUUUAGUUAAGCUUUUUAAUAUGCUUUCACUUCUUUCAGUGUUGUUCAUGGAACUAUGUGAUGUCAUCCUUAAAUAUUUUUUAUAUAAUUUUAGAAUAAGACGUCAGUUGUUGUGCAUGAAAACCUGUAAAUAAAACCAGUUGUGACCAUC